AUGAAGGCUACCCUGAUAUCUCUGGGCUUUAUUGCCACUGUUUCCGCGAACAUCGUCUUUAAUCAUGUUCCAUUAAGCUGUGAUAUCACCAGCAAGAAUUUGUACUAUGGCUGUCUUGAAGGUCAGAACUGUACCGACGAUGGGACUAGAGAAUGCUAUGUCCCAAACACCCCAAUGCCAUCCCGUUAUUACCCAGUCCCGGUCAAAGAGAAAGCCCUUGAACCCAGACAAGCUGUAUAUUCAACAGACGGUAGUUGUGGUCCUGCCAAUGGCAACACGAUUUGCGACCCAAAGAGUACAGUGUACAAAGGGUCAUGUUGCUCGUCAUACGGCUGGUGCGGAAAUGAUGACGCCCAUUGUGGAACUGGGUGUUUAUCUGGAUGCAGCGGUGGCAGUUCUACAACUCCAAGCGGUACCGCGCCUCGGUCUGAUGGUCGAUGCGGCACUGCUUUCGGUGGUGCUACCUGUGAUGCUAAAGGCGCAUUUGGUGGUUGUUGUUCUUCCUAUGGAUACUGUGGCUCUACCAGUGGUCACUGCUUGGUCGCGAAUGGCUGCCAGAAUGGAUGCACAGGUGGAAAUCCUACAGGUGGAGGCGCGUCAUCCACAGCCGCCCCUACACGUGCCGCCUCUACGUCCACAACACAGGAACCAGUAAUUGCUCCAGUCACUUCUACACUUACACCUGCAGCAGCCAGCAAUGCACCAGUAACUACUGAUGGAUCAUGUGGUGUUUCUAAUGGUGGAACUGUUUGCGGUAAUUGGGUAAAUGGAAAUUGUUGUUCCAUGUACGGAUUUUGUGGAAAAACCAGUGCACAUUGCGGUGCCGGAUGUCAAUCUGGAGAUUGUUUGAAUGCACCAGUGGUUGCAGCCCCUGGCGCAAGUCCUGCCCCUGCUGCUCCAGAGGGAGGCGUCUUCAACAUCGUUGGCCAAUCUGGAGUCCCAGUUAUGCACGCGGCACUGAUGCAAAAUGGCCGUGUCAUGUUUCUCGACAAAUUGGAGAACUACACCCAGUUGAAAUUGCCAAACGGAUAUUACGCCAUGUCUUCGGAAUACGACCCGACGAGUAACGGUGUUUCAGUCCCUCUAGCUUACAAGACAAACGCAUUCUGUUCCGGAGGUACUUUUCUCGCAGACGGUCGUGUUGUUUCUCUCGGAGGUAAUGCACCUUUGUCAUGGCUUGAUCCAACAAUUGGUGAUGGAUUCGACGCCAUUCGAUACCUCGAGCGAUCUUCCACGGAUGCUAGUCUCACUGGCAAAGACUGGAGUGAACCCGGCAACAAGCUUGCAAGUGCUCGGUGGUAUGCUACUGCUCAAACUAUGCCUGAUGGCACCGUCUUUGUCGCUUCUGGAAGUAAGAAUGGCCUCGAUCCAACUGUCAACACGAAUAACAAUCCUACAUACGAGAUCUUGAGUGCUACCGCGGUUUCACAAGGUAAGAACAUUGACUUGGAAAUUUUGGAGAAAAAUCAGCCAUACUACAUGUACCCUUUCGUCCAUCUCCUCAACGAUGGAACUUUGUUCAUCUUUGUCUCAAAGUCUUCCCAGAUCUUCAAUGUUGGUACGAAUACUGUCGUCAAGGAGUUGCCGGAGCUUGCAGGAGACUAUCGCACAUAUCCCAAUACUGGUGGUAGUGUUUUGCUUCCUUUGUCAAGCGCUAACAAAUGGAACCCUGAUAUCGUUAUUUGCGGUGGUGGUGCAUACCAAGAUAUCACCAGUCCAACAGAACCAAGUUGUGGAAGAAUACAGCCAUUGAGCGCAGACCCCAAAUGGGAGUUGGAUUCUAUGCCUCAAGGUCGUGGUAUGGUUGAAGGAACUUUACUUCCAGAUGGAACGGUCGUCUGGCUCAAUGGAGGUGAUUUGGGUGCUCAAGGCUUUGGACUUGCGAAAAACCCAACUUUGGGAGCUCUUCUUUACGAUCCCACAAAGGCCAAGGGUCAAAGAUUCACGACUCUUGCCACCUCAACCAUCCCACGUCUCUAUCACUCUGUUGCCCUUCUCCUCCUUGAUGGCACACUCAUGGUCGCUGGAUCAAAUCCUGUUGAGAUGCCAAAGCUCAAGCCUGAUGCGGCCGAUCCAUAUGUUACGGAGUUCCGAGUGGAGAAUUAUGUUCCUCCUUAUCUCCGAGGCGAUAAUGCAAACAAGCGCCCUACUAAUGUGAACUUGUCAUCGGGUAGCUUCAAAGCAGACGGCAGCACACUCACUGUUACCUUCAAUUGCCCAGCUGGCGCGAAGGCAGUGACUGUGACAUUGUAUCACGGUGGAUUCGUCACUCAUUCAGUACACAUGGGUCAUCGCAUGCUGCAUUUAGAUAACACAGGCUUUGUCGCUGGUGCAACACAGCAGAAGUUGACUGUUACUCGACCACCAAACAACAAUGUGGCACCUCCUGGACCAUAUGUUGUUUAUGUUCUUGUAGACGGCGUUCCCGCCAUGGGACAAUUUGUUACGGUCUGA
This is a messenger RNA of Sclerotinia borealis F-4128, 2454 nucleotides long. The record is from the annotation of a GenBank genome assembly. Lineage: Eukaryota; Fungi; Ascomycota; Leotiomycetes; Helotiales; Sclerotiniaceae.